GAGUUUAUUCUUUUUAAUAUAUUUCAACAACUCCAAUGAAGCUUUUUUCUUGCAAUACUCUGCUUGUAUUUGUAUCCUAUCUCUUACUUGGCUCUUUGACCUCUUCUUUGAGCAUUGAGAACUCUGGUAGCCCUUCCAACUCAAUCAAAGAUCAAAAACUCAAGGCUUUUAAUGACAAGUCGCCUGUCAAGUUUGAGUAUGUCAAUAAUCAGCCAAUCCCCAUUCAAAUAGCUAAGAAGGGUGUUAGAGUGGUUCAAAAUCCUAUCAAUCCCGAAAUACCUGAGAAUUCUGAAGGUUCUACAAGCUCUGAUGCUGCUCAAAACGACCAGCCUGAUGAUGAUACUUUACAUUCCUUUUUAAUGUCGAUUCUAAUGAUUAUUUCCUCAGAAAUCGGCGAUAAAACAUUUUUAAUUGCUGCUUUGAUGGCAAUGAGAUCCCCGAGAGUUGUUGUCUUUUCGGCUGCCUUCUCAGCUUUACUUUUAAUGACAAUUUUAUCUGGCGUAAUUGGUCAUGCUUUACCUGCUUUGCUUCCUCAAAAAUAUACACAAUUUGCUGCUUCAAUUUUAUUUUUAGUAUUUGGUUAUAAGUUAUUAAUUGAAGGUUUGGCAAUGUCCCAUGAAUUAGGCGUUAAUGAAGAAAUAGCUGAAGUCGAAGAAGAAAUCUUGUCAAAGGAGCUAGGCUCAUCUGGUUUGGAUAUUGAAUCUUGUUCAUCAUCAUUAGCUUUCUCGAAAACUAACACUAAUAACACUGAAUCCUUUUUAAAACAAAUUGGAACUCAAUUAAAAGAAUUAUCAAGUUUUAUAUUUUCUCCUACUUGGGUCAAAGUUUUUUUAAUGACUUUCUUGGGCGAAUGGGGUGACAGAUCUCAAAUUGCGACGAUAGCCUUGGCUGCUGGUUCUGAUUAUUGGUUUGUUAUCAUAGGUGGAAUCAUUGGCCAUGGAUUAUGUACCUCAGCUGCUGUUUUAGGAGGAAAAUAUUUAGCUUCAAAAAUAUCAAUCAGAAUGGUUACUUUAGGUGGUGCUGCUACUUUUUUUCUUUUUGCUAUUUUAUAUAUGUAUGAAGCUGUUUAUGGGUUUCAUCUAAUAAAGUUGAAAUAAAAUAAAAUCAAAAAUAGUAACAUUAAUUAAAAAAAUAAUAAAAAUCAUAAAAAUAGAAAUAGAAAUAGAAAUAAUAUUUAUUAUAUUUUGUCAUGAAUAUAAAAUAUAGAAUAAAUUUUGCUUGAAAAAAGCAGUUCUAAUCAAUUCAAAAAUCUUCUUUUUAUUUUCUUGUCAAAUUAUCAUAUCUUCAU
Molecule: messenger RNA, 1288 nt
Organism: Ascoidea rubescens DSM 1968
Lineage: Eukaryota; Fungi; Ascomycota; Saccharomycetes; Ascoideales; Ascoideaceae
Gene: GDT1
Product: putative ribosome biosynthesis protein GDT1
Exons: 1
Coding region: 36-1097 (353 amino acids)
Biological process (GO): calcium ion transmembrane transport; manganese ion transmembrane transport; Golgi calcium ion homeostasis
Cellular component (GO): fungal-type vacuole membrane; Golgi apparatus
Molecular function (GO): calcium ion transmembrane transporter activity; manganese ion transmembrane transporter activity
Source: RefSeq, a predicted model, not a curated record